AAGUGAGGCAAGCAAAAGUUCUGUAUUCUACCAGGCUGUGGCCUCGCAGCCUUCUACAGCGGUUGCUUUCUGGGCUUCAUGUACACCAAACUAUGGGGACCUCUCCCAACUGAGACACACCAAAUCAUACAGGGUUUCUGAUUUUUGUGAACGGCCAGGAUUCGAGGGUUACAUCCUGUGUAGGCUCAGUCAUCAGGACACAGCAGAAUUCAGAUGUUAACAGGAAACAGCAAUGGAGGGAAGGCGUCUUGUUAUUGUGUCGUUUCUGUGGAUGCUGCCACGGGGACUGAAUGGCACAGUGACACCUAACCUCCACAACUUCAGAAGCAGUGAGGUUACUGCAACUUCGGACAAUAAAGUUUCACCCUUAGAAAUGGCUCAAGAGCCCCUCAACAACGCACCGGAUGAAGGACAACAUAGCACUGUGGCAUCUUCAGUUGAGUUGAAGCUCACAGUGAAAAGUGAACCACAGACUUCAGACCAGGUGUCGACCAGAAACAUUCUCAGCCACAAUCGGCCUUCAAUGCAGCCUUUGCAUAUGAGCACAAAGAGGAACUCCCAGUCACCUCAGGACCGCCAAACAACCAGAUAUAAAAACAAGUCUAUGGUGGAGAUCACAGCAGAUGGAGCCCGGGAAACUUCGCCUGCUAUGUGGAAUCAACCUCUGGUAAGGCAAGUUACACCCUCCGGCAAGGACGAACUUAGUCCAACAGCAUCACCUAGACCUUCUGAGUUGUCCACUCAAACAACCUCACCGACACCAAAUCAACCAACAGAGAUCCAAAUGGGGCCUAUUCCGUCCAAUUCUCCAAUAUCGCAGUUCAACGACUCCACAGACAGAAACCAACCCACGCCAACUGUUGUUGGAUUUGGAGUGACACCGACUAGAGCGGAAUAUACUUUGAACACAGGUGGAGAGGCUCAACUAUCCAGCACCGCCUCCCAGGCCCCAGUUACAAGCAGGAGAUCAACCCCUUCACACCCCACUGAAAGAGGUCCAACAGGCCCAUCUGAGCUGCCUAGUACUGCCACUUCCCCCACCACCCUACCUCCAUCUACAGCCAUGACCAAAUCUUCAACCCACGUCUCCACUCCAUGGACGUCGACCAAGCCUGCCAAGACCCUUGCCACCACUGAAGCCUCUGUUACUUCUAGUGUUGACGUUACCAGCAGCAAGGGUCAAUCCACACCAAUGGUCCCCACUAAAAAAGAAGUUGCCACUGCCACCACCACGGCAAAAAAGAAACCAAAGCCUCCGACAAAAACUGCAAACAAAGACGAGCGAAAAAAGACAGGGAACCAUGGCACAGCGGUGGCUGUACUGAUUGGUGGGACGUUGUUCAUGAUGCUGGUGGGUUUUGGGGUCAUCUUUGUGAGGAAGCAAAGACAACAGAGGAUCCAGCUGCAGAAUACAGCCUGGGCAGGCCCCUCUCCGUUUCUGGACGGUGGAGUCCAGUGUCAACAGGAUUAUGACGAUAGUGGUGAUGUCCAUCUGAGGGGCUCCAAUGGAAUCUCCUUCUCUGGCUUCCUGUCUCAGCAACUCUCCAAAAGGUUCUCUCUGAUCCAGGAUACUGACCAGGAAUUCCAGAUGGGUGAGAUUCCGUCAGGAAGUACAUUCGGAAGAAUUGUUAAACCGUGCAACGAGGAGGCACAACUUCCAGACAACUCCUCAUCUCCUCUGCCGUCUUCAGAGACCACUGCCACAGCAUCCACCCAUGACCAUCAGCCUCCUUCCUCCUUGCAGGAUGUUGAUCUGGGGCCAGACAAUGCUCCCAAUCGCUCUUCCUCUCACUCUCAUACGCCACCAGAUAUCCCAGAAGCUGUUCCUCCACCACUGUUGGGUGUUCACCUGCGUCCCCCCUCCACCAGAGAGCACAUAUUUCCCCAUCCCCCCGGACCCGCCUUUACCCAUCUCUAAGCAGUGACAGAUAGCAACACACAGGAAACCCAAUCUCCUCCCCCACCACCCAACAAAGGAAACCACUAACCAAAAAACUAAACUGAUGCUUAUAAGUGUUUUGCUUCCUCUAUCUGAUGAAACAUUCCAUGAAAUGGAUCUUCAACUAGGCUUAUAGCCAUAGUUUGAUUGUGAAAACCAAGCUAACCCUCUCCCUAUUUAACAGGAUAACUGACAUUGGCCACAAUAAUCAGCCUUUUUCCCUAUGAUCUUUCUUUGGUAUGAAGGCAACCAAAUGUACACUCAGAAAGCUUUCCCAAAUGUUUUGAUUCAAGAUGUGGAUACGUUUCACAUCCAUUUUAAUUCCGCCUGACCAAUCUGUAGCAGUGAUAAUUAUUUCAUGCUACAAUAAUUGCUUUUCUCCAGUGUACUUAUUGGAGAGAAUCACACAGGAUGUAAAGGCCUAAACAUCAGCAUCAUACCCAGUGGUGAGAUAAUUCAGAGAAGGAUGCACUGCUGAAGUAAUGUAAUUGUAAUAUUGUGUGUGUGUGUGUGUGUGUGUGGCAGGUGAACAUUCUCAGAGCAUAAGUCAAGUCAAUGAAAACAAUCUACCCAGGCUGAAACAUUCACGGUGAAAGAAGAAGUACUAAAAAUAAAUGAAACGAAAGGGUGAAUUAUAUAAUUAAACUGAGGAACAAUAGAUAGAAUGAAUGUGAGAAAGAGUGAGCAGGGAGUUAGUCUCUCAGUGGGGCUGGCCCAACACUGUUAGUCAGUGCCUUACUGCAGUGUUGCAGUUGCUCCCAGUGUACUUCAGAGCUGUGCAGCAGUACACUAACAGUAAAGAGAGACAGAAAGAGGGAAAUGUCAGACCCACAAAAAUUGCCUCAAUGUCUCAUUGUUAGGAAUUUUAUGAAUAAUGACUAAACAAUAUCUACAUUUAAAUAGAACUAUAACUAAUUCAACUCUACCCUGUUUUACAAUAUCUGAUUAAAUAAUGUUCGUUCCUAAGAAAGAGGUUAUGUAGCAUGGAUAAGGGGUAAUUGGAAAUGAUAACUAUUGUGUAGGAAGGAAUGUGUGUGUGUCUUAAGUAAGCAAAGAGGGUCAUUAACCUAUGUUUGAACCGACUCAACUAUAACUCUGUGGCGAUCACUCUGUGGCGGUUUUCCGUAUCUGGAACUGUCUGCUAAAGUGGUAAUAAAUUAUGGUGAGACUUCAGGAGUUAAUCCAGGUAUAUUGUGUGUCAUGUAUGUGCGCUAGAGAGUUGUAAUGAACUUUUGAACCUGCUUUGUCCUGGUCGAGAGGAGGAAGGACAUUUUGAAACAUAUGACGUCAUAUGUGAAAUAUAAGCUGUUGUACAUGGUUCUUGGGGCAGCGCGCUCUCGAGAAUAAAUGCUAUUGGCUAAUUUUGAUAGACUGGUCUCUGUCUAUUUUAUGCAAAUAAGGAUCUUACAAAUUCUUAGAACCAAGACAGAGUGAUUUUAAUUGAAUUGGUUAAUGAACACAUAAUGGAAUUAUUAAAUUUGUUUGACACUCAUCUGAAGAGAAACCACAGAAACAAGAUGGGAGACAGAAAGCAACCACCACACCCAAUCACCUACACAUACUUGUCAACAAAUUAGAUGUUAAAUGCUUGUUGUUCAUCAAUCACGUAUUUAUGCAAUAAAUCCAAUUAUGGUAAA
Molecule: messenger RNA, 3576 nt
Organism: Oncorhynchus masou masou (cherry salmon)
Lineage: Eukaryota; Metazoa; Chordata; Actinopteri; Salmoniformes; Salmonidae
Gene: evi2b
Product: mucin-2
Exons: 2
Coding region: 233-1918 (561 amino acids)
Source: RefSeq, a predicted model, not a curated record